Molecule: messenger RNA, 137 nt
Organism: Funneliformis mosseae
Lineage: Eukaryota; Fungi; Glomeromycota; Glomeromycetes; Glomerales; Glomeraceae
Source: the annotation of a GenBank genome assembly
ACAGCUCGUACAAAAAACCCAUUUCUGCAUUUACUAUACGUCAUAUCCUCAAAAAAGUUGGACUUAGUGCUCGUAUUCCUCAUUACAAACCUGCAAUGAUAGAAGCACAUUGUCAAGCUCAUUUCAAAUGGGCUCGC